GAUCACAUUUACACCCAUUGCUAGCUUGGAAAACCUCCCUCUCGCGGUCUAAGCUAUUAUUAAUUAAUUUACUCUGCCUGCUUUUCUGGGUUCACGUAGCUACCACUUUCACACUCACAGUCUCUCUCUUUCCCUUCUCAUUGUUAUCUCCUUUUGAGAUUCUUUUCAGGGUGUUUUACAAGAUUUAGUCUUAUGGCUCUGCUUACCACUCUUAUUCUUCUUUUAGCCGUGUUAUCCGCUGUAAGAGCCGACGAAGAACCUUUCAUUGGUGUAAAUAUUGGAACCGACCUCUCAGACAUGCCACAUCCUACUCAAGUAGUAGCCCUACUAAAAGCCCAGCAAAUCCGACAUGUCCGGCUAUAUGACGCUGAUCGGGGGAUGCUAGUUGCACUAGCAAACACAGGAAUUCAGGUCCUUGUUUCUGUCCCAAAUGAACAACUCCUAGGAAUUGGUCAAUCAAAUUCUACUGCAGCCAAUUGGGUGUCCAAGAAUAUUGUGGCACAUUAUCCAGCGACAAACAUCACAGGCAUAUGUGUAGGUUCAGAGGUUCUAACCACUCUCCCAAGUGCAGCACCAGUUCUUGUAAAUGCCAUGAAGUUCAUUCAGUCAGCCCUCAUUGCGUCUGAUUUAGAUCGCCAUAUAAAAGUUUCAACGCCCCUUCCUCCGUCCUUAAUUCUUGAUCCUUUCCCACCUUCCCAAGCCUUCUUCAACCAUUCAUGGAAUCCAGUUUUGCUCCCCAUGCUAAAUUUCCUGCAGUCCACGGGUUCGUAUCUCAUGCUCAACGUAUAUCCAUACUAUGAUUAUAUUCUCUCUAAUGGUGUGAUUCCAUUGGAUUAUGCGCUCUUUAAGCCUCUCCCUCCAAGCAAAGAAGCUGUCGACUCUAACACACUUGUUCAUUAUUCCAAUGUCUUUGAUGCUACCGUGGAUGCAGCAUACUUUGCAAUGGCAUUUUUGAACUUCACUAAUAUUCCUGUUGUAGUGACUGAAUCAGGCUGGCCAUCAAAAGGCGAUUCCAAUGAGCCGGAUGCAACUUUGGAAAAUGCAAACACUUACAACAGCAAUUUAAUAAGGCAUGUGCUGAACAAAACCGGAACUCCGAAACACCCUGGAGUUGCCGUUAGUACUUAUAUCUAUGAGCUCUAUAAUGAGGAUACAAAACCUGGACCAAUCUCUGAGAAGAACUGGGGACUGUUUGAUGCAAAUGGAGAUCCUGUUUACAUAUUACGCUUGACUGGUGCUGGAGCAGUGUUAGCUAAUGAUACUACAAACCAAACUUAUUGCACUGCCAAGGACGGUGCUGAUCCUAAGAUGCUGCAGGCAGCAUUAGAUUGGGCAUGUGGAGUGGGAAAGGUUGAUUGCUCGCCUUUGCAGCAGGGAAAACCCUGCUAUGAGCCUGACAAUGUGAUCACACAUGCAACUUAUGCUUUCGACACUUACUAUCAUCAGAUGGGGAAGACCCCUGAGGCCUGUGAUUUCAAUGGGGUGGCUGCAAUCACCACGACAGAUCCAAGUCACGGUUCCUGUAUGUUCCCAGGAAGCCUCGGUAGGAAUGGUUCAUUUGUAAAUAUCACAGCCCCAUCUAUGAAUUCCACAGCAGUUUCUUCUUCCUACAAGAUUUACAGCAAUGAAGCAUUAAGAAGUAUCUUGACAUUAAUAUUUGUACUAAUCUGCAGUGUUAUUUUCCUGUAGAGAGUAUUGAAUUGUACUUUCACCAUUGAGUUUAAUUUUUAUAGAAACAGUGGGUUCAGGAAAGUAGUCAUUCAAUUUUGUGAAAAAACAAACUCAAGGGCGUGUUGUAAGGGGCCAGCUUCAUUGUAUUUGCAUUAUCUAUCAUUCUUAUUAUUAUUAUUAUGAUUUUCUACAUUA
Messenger RNA from Mangifera indica (mango), 1866 nucleotides. RefSeq names its product glucan endo-1,3-beta-glucosidase 2-like. Lineage: Eukaryota; Viridiplantae; Streptophyta; Magnoliopsida; Sapindales; Anacardiaceae. Gene Ontology annotation, biological process: carbohydrate metabolic process. The transcript has 4 exons. The coding region runs from base 193 to 1689 and encodes 498 amino acids. The record is from RefSeq and is a predicted model, not a curated record. Gene Ontology annotation, cellular component: plasma membrane. Gene Ontology annotation, molecular function: hydrolase activity, hydrolyzing O-glycosyl compounds.